This is a messenger RNA of Pomacea canaliculata, 2141 nucleotides long. Its product is annotated as glutaryl-CoA dehydrogenase, mitochondrial-like. NCBI's taxonomy places the organism in Eukaryota, Metazoa, Mollusca, Gastropoda, Architaenioglossa, Ampullariidae. The coding region runs from base 91 to 1425 and encodes 444 amino acids. Gene Ontology annotation, cellular component: mitochondrial inner membrane. Gene Ontology annotation, molecular function: flavin adenine dinucleotide binding; glutaryl-CoA dehydrogenase activity; fatty-acyl-CoA binding. The record is from RefSeq and is a predicted model, not a curated record. Gene Ontology annotation, biological process: fatty-acyl-CoA biosynthetic process; fatty acid beta-oxidation using acyl-CoA dehydrogenase. The transcript is spliced from 10 exons.
UUUAGAAAAAAAAGAAGGGUCAAGGUUACUUACGAAAUCAUCACUGAUAUUUUGCUUGGGCUGCAGUUGUGUUUAGUAUUUUACUACAUUAUGUCAUUUUCAAGGACAAUUAUCGACUUGUUCGGAAGAAAUACAUGUCUGGUUCAGAUCCUUCACCGUCGAUCUUUCAGAAAUGCUGCUACAGCUAAUGUUACACAACACUCUUCUUUAGCAAAAGAUCCAGCUACUAAAUCUAAAGUGGAGUUUUCAUGGAGGGAUGCUUUAAACCUGGAAUCACAACUUACAGAGGAAGAAUGCAUUAUUCGUGAUCAGUUCCGCAGUUAUUGCCAAAAAAAGCUCAUGCCACGAAUUUUGAUGGCAAACAGACUUGAAGAAUUUGAUCCUGCUAUCAUGAGAGAAUUGGGUGACAUGGGGGUGUUAGGACCUACUAUCCAAGGCUAUGGCUGUGCAGGGCUGUCUUCUGUUGGAUAUGGACUAAUUACACGUGAACUAGAAAGAGUGGACAGCAGCUAUCGAUCAGCAAUGAGUGUACAGUCCAGUCUGGUAAUGUGGCCAAUUUAUGCUUAUGGUUCAGAAGAUCAGAAACAGAAGUACAUUCCUAAACUUGCAAAAGGAGAGUUGAUUGGCUGUUUUGGUCUGACCGAACCAAACCAUGGCAGUGAUCCAUCUUCCAUGGAGACAGUUGCUAAAUACAAUGCAAGCAAGAAAACAUUUAUUCUAAAUGGAAGCAAAUCAUGGAUUACAAACUCACCAAUUGCAGAUGUGUUUGUGGUGUGGGGCAAAUGUGAUGCUGACAGCAACCGUAUUCGUGGAUUCAUCAUUGAGAAGGGCACACCUGGGCUUUCUGCUCCAAAGAUUGAGGGGAAAUUUUCACUGCGUGCUAGUGUCACUGGGCAGAUUGUUAUGGAGGAUGUUGAAGUUCCAGAAGAGAAUAUGCUGCCAAAUAUUUCUGGUCUUGGGGGUCCAUUUGGAUGUCUGAAUAAUGCUCGAUAUGGUAUUGCCUGGGGUGUGCUGGGGGCUGCAGAGUUUUGCCUGGAGACUGCUCGCCAGUACACACUAGACCGAAAACAGUUUGGAAGACCACUUGCUGCAAACCAGCUAAUUCAAAAAAAGAUGGCAGACAUGCUUACAGAUAUUUCUCUUGGUCUUCAAUCUUGCUUACAAGUUGGUCGACUCAAGGAUCAGGGCAAGGCAACAUCUGAGAUGAUUUCUAUGAUUAAACGGAAUUCCUGUGGGAAGGCAUUGGACAUUGCACGUGUUGCUCGAGACAUGCUAGGUGGUAAUGGCAUUUGUGAUGAGUACCAUGUCAUUCGACAUGUCAUGAAUCUGGAAGCUGUCAACACAUAUGAAGGCACUCAUGACAUUCAUGCUUUGAUUCUUGGACGGGCAAUCACAGGGAUCCAGGCAUUCACUGGUGGUAAAUAAUGUGCAAGAAAAGAGAAGUCUGUAUACAUGAAAAAAGACAAAAUGACUGUUUUCUAGGAGACAUUUUAACCUUCUACACCUUUGAACACUGAAGAAAGUGAACAAAUUCAAGUGACCAAAUGCAGACAAAAGCAGAAGAAAACAUGUACAAGUGUUCCAUUGCAAAUGAAUAUUUAUUUAAAAUAAAUGCAGUCAUAAGUGCCUUAUGUGCCCAGUGGUCACGGCUUGUUCUGUAGAUACAUAGCCAAUAAAGGAAGGGUUUGACACCAAGUACAUAAAUGCACCUGCAAGGACAAAACAGUCAAAUAUUUUUAAUCUUUCAUAUUACUCAGAAAGGUGAGACUGCUUAUAAUCUAAACCCAGACAAAUUUUAAUUAUGAAAAUAUGUCAUUUUUUCUCUGUUUCUCAUUUAAUCAGUCUCUUUUUUUAUUAUUACUGGGAAACAGUGUAACAAGGAUAACACUUUUUUAAUGUGUCAACAACAGUACGAGCACAAAUAGGGAUGCUGGAACUGAUGUAGAAUUUUAAAGAAAACUGAGCUAUUGGAAAGAGUUUUUGUCUGUCAAAUUUUUAUAAAGUACAGCAUAUGAUCAUCAAUUGACAGAUUUUACUAUGAGGACAUCAGAGAUGUCUAGAACAAAUUUUUUUUAAAAAAAAGCUGGAUUUGAUCUUUUUACUCCAAGGAGAGACACACAAUAAAUGCCAGUCAUUUCUUU